CGCUAUCGCACGCUAUGAACCGCCCUGAGCUUAACUUUAGCUUCCCCGGUUUUAUCCAAUCUGUCAGAGGUUACCUAAGGUAAGGUACCUAUUCAAAAGUUACCUCUCUUCUACAACUUUUUAUUCCUUAUCCCUCAUCAUUUAUCACGUACCAUUUUGUUCACAGCCUCGUUUGUUAGCCAAGAAUGUAGAGACGCUGGCUUAGCCCCUGGCUUCCAAGUAGUAGCUGCUUUGAUAUCUUGGACCCAAAGCCCUUAGGUCAAUUCUGAUUCUGAGAUCAUUCAACAUGGCAUCUAUCACCAGUCCACACUCAUCCUCGUCCAUCUCUCGCCCUACAUCCCAACAUGGCGUUCCCGGUUCCAUCGGUUCGGUAUCCGUUGAAACCCUCGUACGGCAUCUUCUCGACGCCAAACGCUCGCUCAACUCCAUGGCCCUUGUGCUACGCGCUAAUGAACUCGUUCACUUGGCGAAAGAAGCUCAUGAAGAAUCCGUUGUUCUAGCUGCGCAGUCGGGAUUCAUUCGGCAGGGUAUAAAUGAACAGAUCCGACUACUACAGCAUCUACGACGGAGCAUGAAUCGAACAUACGACAACGGGAAUCGCGAAUUUAAGCAGAUAAUCAAAACCUUGGAUGCUGCCCACGGUCGACUUGAAGACACUAUAAAUUUACUGCGCGACAGGACCGUAGAUAGUACAUUUAGACCAGCUGGCGAGGGUAAAAAGAAUCUACUCGAUUUCAUAGAUGAGGCGCGGGUCGAAGGGAUAAACGAUGCUUUGAAGGAAAAUAUUCAGUCCUUACAGACUAUCCAAAAGUCGUUUGACGGUGAUCUGCUCCGUUUCGAUACCGACAUGCGAUUACUUAGUAAGACCCUCUCGGGCGCUCUACCUCCGUCCCCUUCGGCUUCGUCUUCCGAGCGGUUGCUGCCUCGGCUUUUCUCCUCGAUGAUCGAUAAUUCACACGCUAUGGCCGAGCUUCUUUCGUCACUGACGAAACAUUUCGACCUGUGCGUAACUGCAGUAAGGACGACGGAAGGUGGAGCAGCCCUGGCAAGGAUCAAAGCUGCCGAAACGGUAGACUCCCAAAGUGGUGUAAACGUAUCGAUAUCCGGUGUGAUUGCAGAGCAAGAGUCACAUAUGCCCGAGGAUGAUCCAAUAUCGCCCGAGGAACGUGCCCAGAUGCUCGAAGUUGUCAUGCAAGAUGCGUCGGAAGUCGACGACGUAGUUCGAGAACUCAAUAUACGUUUGCAGUCUAUGGAGGCCGAUUUUGCGACCAUCGACAGCCAGAGGAAUCGAGUUAAGACAGUCUAUCGCUCAACGAUCGACGCGUUUAGAGUGCUAGAAGACAUUGGAAUACGACUCCCCAGCUACAUUUCGGCCGAGGUGGAGUUUCGCGAUAGGUGGGAUGAAGAACAGUCAGCAAUCCGGGAGAAAUUACACGAGAUGGACGAGUUGCGCAUAUUCUACGAGAGCUAUUCCAACUCAUAUGACGGGCUGAUCCUCGAAGUCGAACGGCGCAGAGCGUUGCAAGAGAAGGUGCUAAGCAUAUGGAAGAAAGCGAAGGAAAGUGUCGAUAAGCUUUAUGAAACCGACCGCAAGGAGCGUGAAUUAUUCCGACAUGAAGUUGCGGAAUAUCUACCUACAGACCUCUGGCCGGGUAUGGAUGAUGCCUUGGUUAGAUGGGAGAUUAUGCCCGUCCGUGAUGGCAGAUCCACCAGGCAAUAUGAGGCUGGAAAUUCACCAGACCUUGAGGGAAGCGUGGUGGAAGCUGCAGAGAAAAGGUAUGGUCCGAAAUGAGGCCUGUAAUAUCUAGGCGUAGAAUAGGUGGAUUAGGGCAUGGGAGGCGUUCAGAUGGGUAUAUGAUCCGGCUUGAAUUUGAAUUUGGGAGGAUAUGAUGAUCAGGUUUGUGCUUGGAUGGCGUUCGGCGUGGGCUUAUCCCCUUUUAAAGAUUAUUAGGUUCACAAGGUUGUACGGAUAAUAGAAGGUAGC
Daldinia caldariorum is the source of this 1984-nucleotide messenger RNA. Its product is annotated as autophagy-related protein 17. Gene Ontology annotation, biological process: activation of protein kinase activity; autophagosome assembly; piecemeal microautophagy of the nucleus. NCBI's taxonomy places the organism in Eukaryota, Fungi, Ascomycota, Sordariomycetes, Xylariales, Hypoxylaceae. Gene Ontology annotation, molecular function: protein kinase activator activity; molecular adaptor activity. The transcript is spliced from 2 exons. Gene Ontology annotation, cellular component: Atg1/ULK1 kinase complex; phagophore assembly site. The record is from RefSeq and is a predicted model, not a curated record. The coding region runs from base 287 to 1792 and encodes 501 amino acids.